AUGGGCUGGUGGCCCUUUUCAGGUUCAGGCGCAGACGCCGCAGCAAAACAGCAGCACCAACAGCCAGCUACUAUCUCAAGUUCCACAUCACCCGUACAAAAACCAAACGACGCGCCCACACCGACAAUGUCACAAACACAUUCUGCCCCCCACGAUCCCGACUUCUAUGCCGCCCACCCACACCUCGCUCCGCCCUCUUUUUCUUCCAAUACUGUCUCGUCGUCGACAACGAACAGCACAGACAACAACACACAAAAACUCGAGGAGCUCGACCCUACACUACCCCGUACCAUGUCCUGCCGCGCCGCCUUUGAUAGCGCCUUCUAUUGCUCAUCGCUCGGCGGCCACUUCAACGAUAUAUACCGCUAUGGACAACUAAGAAGCUGCUCCGACCACUGGAGCGACUUUUGGUUCUGUAUGCGCACAAAGAAUAGUCGGAGUGGCCAGGAAGUCAAGGAGCGCAUGGUGCAGGAUAGGUAUCGGGAAAAGGAAACGGUGCUCAAGAGCGGGCCUAAUAGCGAAGAUAUUUGGCGUAAAAGGAAGCCAGGAGAAGAGGUUAGAGGGGCAUUCAGUAGGCCUGCUGAUGUCUAG
This is a messenger RNA of Bipolaris zeicola 26-R-13, 591 nucleotides long. RefSeq lists its product as uncharacterized. The coding region runs from base 1 to 591 and encodes 196 amino acids. The record is from RefSeq and is a predicted model, not a curated record. The transcript has a single exon. NCBI's taxonomy places the organism in Eukaryota, Fungi, Ascomycota, Dothideomycetes, Pleosporales, Pleosporaceae.